AUGCAGGGAUUCCCGUUGGUAGUACAGUUGUACGCUUACACUACAAUUCCCUUACUGCUAAAGAACGUGCCCAAUGCUGAUGAUGAGGAGAUAUUUGUAGAUGCAACUUUUGUUGGCCUAUCAAAACUGACCACUAUUACAAUGAAUGAUGUGCUAAUAGUUGAACAGGACCCUAAGGACAAAGACCGGAAAGUAUUAUACAUGCAAGAGCUGAUACAGGGAGGGCAUGUGUUUGAGAAGGCUGAAUGGCCUGGCGGUUAUGCUGGUGUUGAUUUUGUGGAAGUAGACGAGAAGGUUGAUAUGGUUGAGCAUGAGAGACAUGUUAUUUAUAGGAGGGUUCCUGUGGAGGAAUUAGGUGAUGGUUUUGUUGAUGACGAAGUUGUUAGUUUGAAGAGAAAAUGUAAAAAGAAGAGGAAAAGUGGCUCAAAACGCAAGCAGAGGAAGUUGGAGAACUAUUUUCCUCAUGUUACACGUACCGGUAUAAAGCUUAAAGACUGGAUGGAAACCCAGCUAGAGGAGAUUAAAUCAGCUUUGACAGAGAAGAUUGAUCAACAGGCUAUAGAGAUUGCGCGGCUUAAGAAAAAAGUAGGGUUAAAAGGUCGUAGUAGUAGACGGAGGAAGUCAGUACUCUUGAAAGGAGUUAGUAGUAGUGUUAAUGAAUUUGAAGAAGAUGUCUUUAUGAGUAAUGAUUGUAGAGAAGACAAAAAAAUGUUAAUGUUACAAAUUGUAGGAUAUUGCUUUGAGAGAGGAAGAUGUUGCUUUGGGAAAGGAAGAUGGUGUCUUGUGCCAACUUCAAAUGUGAGUCGAAAGGAAGACAAUGUGGAGAAUGUGUCAACGGGAGGUGCUUUGAUAGUGUUAACGGAAGAUGUUUUAUUGGAGAAGACUGAAACUAAGAAGGAGGCUACUGAAAUGGAGGUUGUGACUCGUCUAAUUGAUGCGACAGUUAUAAUUAUUAUUGAAAAACACCUUGGUAGUAAUGAAGUAAACGUUGGUGAAAAUGAAGAUAAUACUUUAGUGGAGGGGACUCCCACCAAUGGAAAAACUGUUGAUUUGAGUUACUCAUCCCUUGUUGGAACACCUGAAACUCAAGUUGGAACACCUAAAACUCUAGCAUCACAUCGUUUGCUAAACACUUUACAGGUAGACCUCCUAUCAUUGGUUGAUGAGAAAGAGUACAUGUUUUUUUGA
Messenger RNA from Arabis nemorensis, 1188 nucleotides. NCBI's taxonomy places the organism in Eukaryota, Viridiplantae, Streptophyta, Magnoliopsida, Brassicales, Brassicaceae. The record is from the annotation of a GenBank genome assembly.